AAAGGUCUCUGUCACCCACACUGAUGCAUGGGGAGGACGUAGAGCCCCCUGCACACCAGCUAUCAGACCGUGAAGACGUGCCCUGUGACGUCUGCCACGGGAACAAGGCGCCCUCGAUGAAGUCGUGUCUGGUGUGUCAGGCGUCUUACUGUGAGAUUCACCUCGUGCCUCACCAGAGAGAUCCAGCGCUGCAGAGACACCGCCUCACAGAUCCAGCAAUCUUCAACACCAGCCACCUGUGCAGAAAGCACAACAAGCCCCUGACGAUGUUCUGCAAGCAGGAUCACACACCUGUGUGCUCGAAAUGCACAGAGGGCGACCACAAGCACCACAAGAUUGUCCCUAUGGAGAAGGAGAGCAGGAGGGUGAAGAUGAAUCUGAGGGUGACAAAGUCCGACAUCCAACAGAUGAUCCAGGACAGGCUGAAAAAAAUGGAAGACAUCAAAAGUCCAGUGGAUCUAAGCAAAAGGGCCACAGAAAGAGAGAUCCAGAGCAGUUCUCAGAUCAGCAGCAUGCUGAUAACCGCCAUCGAGAGGCAGCAGGCCGAGCUCGCCAAGGAUCUUGAGGAGAGGCAGAUGGAAGCCGAGAGGAAAGCUGAGGAGCUGCGCGAAGAGCUGGAGAAGGAAAUUCAAGAACUUCAGACGAGGAGUAGCGAGCUGCAGCACCUGGAGCUCACGCAGAGCUCGCUCCACCUCCUACAGAGUUUCCCGUCUCUGAGCAGGCUCCCGGCCACCAGAGAUUGGUCAGAGGUGGCAUUGCACUCCGAUAACUCCCUGGGGAUGGUCAGGAGAGCCCUUUCUAUGCUGGGGGACAUGUGCCAGGAAGUUGCAAACAAACUCUCAGCAGAGGAAGUGGACAAGAUGAGUGCAUAUGCAGUCAAUGUGACCCUGGAUCCCGAGACAGCUUCAGGCUGGCUGGUUCUGUCCACAGAUAAAAAGAAGGUGAGCCUCGCCAGCCAGAAGAAGAAGACUCUGCUCCCAGACAGUCCCCAGCGGUUUGACUCCUGCGUCUGCAUUUUGGGGAAACAAAGCUUCACAUCUGGAAGACGCUACUGGGUAGUUCAGGUGGGAUCAGGAUCUGAAAGUCAUGUCCUUAAGAAAUAG
Messenger RNA from Neolamprologus brichardi, 1103 nucleotides. The record is from RefSeq and is a predicted model, not a curated record. NCBI's taxonomy places the organism in Eukaryota, Metazoa, Chordata, Actinopteri, Cichliformes, Cichlidae.